GGAGGUUCUGAGGGGAAAGUUAAUAGCUUGCUUCGGUGACCAAAAGCAGUUUUCCAGAGCCAUGGGGACUUCCCAUCGGGCCCUCCUGGUCUCAGGCUGUCUGCUCACAGGGCUGAGCCUAAUCCUCUGCCAGCUUUCAUUGCCCUCUAUCCUUCCAAAUGAAAAUGAAAAGGUUGUGCGGCUGAAUUCAUCCUUUUCUCUGAGCUGCUUUGGGGAGAGUGAAGUGAGCUGGCAGUACCCCAUGUCUGAAGAAGAGAACCCCAAUGUGGAAAUCAGAAAUGAGGAGAACAACAGUGGCCUUUUUGUGACAGUGCUGGCAGUGGUCAAUGCCUCCGCAGCCCACACGGGAUUGUACACUUGCUAUUACAACCACACUCAGACAGAGGAAAAUGAGAUUGAAGGCAGACGAAUCUACAUCUAUGUACCAGACCCAGAUGUAGCCUUUGUACCUCUAGGAAUGACAGAUUAUUUAGUCAUUGUGGAGGAUGAUGAUUCUGCCAUCAUACCUUGUCGCACAACUGAUCCUGAGACCCCGGUGACCUUACUCAGCAGUGACGGGGUAGUGACGGCCUCCUAUGACAGCAGACAGGGCUUUAACGGAACCUUCGGUGUUGGGCCCUAUAUCUGUGAGGCUACUGUCAGAGGGAAGAAGUUCCAGACCAUCCCAUUUAAUGUGUAUGCUUUAAAAGCAACAUCAGAACUUGAUCUAGAAAUGGAAGCUCUUAAAACUGUAUAUAAGUCGGGGGACACGAUUGUGGUCACCUGCGCCGUCUUUAACAACGAGGUGGUUGACCUUCAGUGGACUUACCCUGGAGAAGUGAAAGGCAAAGGCCGGACAACGCUCGAGGAAAUCAAGGUCCCAUCCAUCAAACUGGUGUACACUCUGACAGUCCCUGAGGCCACAGUGAAAGACAGCGGAGAUUACGAAUGUGCUGCACGCCAGGCCACCAAGGAGGUCAAAGAAAUGAAGAAAGUCACCAUCUCUGUCCAUGAGAAAGGGUUCAUUGAAAUCAAACCCAACUUUAGCCAGUUGGAAGCUGUGGACCUGCAUGAAGUCAAACAUUUUGUGGUGGACGUGGAGGCCUAUCCCCCUCCCAGGAUAUCCUGGCUGAAGGACAACCUGACUCUGAUUGAAAAUCUCACUGAGAUCACCACUGACAUAGAAAAGAUUCAGGAAAUAAGGUAUCGAAGCAAAUUAAAGCUGAUCCGUGCUAAGGAAGAAGACAGUGGCCAUUAUACUAUUGUAGUUCAAAACGAAGAUGACGUGAAGAGCUAUACUUUCGAACUGUUAACUCAGGUUCCCUCAUCUAUUCUGGACUUAGUGGAUGACCACCAUGGUUCUACCGGGGGACAGACCGUGAGAUGCACAGCUGAAGGGACACCUCUUCCUGAUAUUGAGUGGAUGAUUUGCAAGGAUAUCAAGAAAUGUAAUAAUGAAACCUCGUGGAUGAUUUUGGCCAACAACAUCUCAAACAUCAUCACAGAGGUCCACCCGCGAGACAGGAGUACGGUGGAGGGCAGAGUGACUUUCGCCAAAGUGGAGGAGACCAUUGCGGUUCGAUGUCUGGCAAAGAAUCUCCUUGGGGCUGAGAAUCGAGAGCUGAAGCUGGUGGCUCCCACUCUGCGUUCUGAACUCACGGUGGCGGCCGCAGUCCUGGUGCUGUUGGUGAUUGUCAUCAUCUCACUUAUUGUUCUGGUUGUCAUUUGGAAACAGGUAAGUAUUUUUCUCAAAGGUCUUAAAAUCUUAUGAGACAUGAACGAAGACAACCACAAAAUAUAUUUUGAUCCAGUACAGUUUCCACAACAAGUGCAAUGGAGUCCACGGUCUGGCCUAGUGCUGAGUCGUAUCCUGGGAUCUGGUGCAUUUGGGAAAGUGGUUGAAGGAACUGCCUAUGGAUUAAGCCGGUCCCAGCCUGUCAUGAAAGUAGCAGUGAAGAUGCUAAAACCCACAGCCAGAUCUAGUGAAAAACAAGCUCUCAUGUCUGAACUGAAGAUAAUGACUCACCUGGGGCCGCAUUUAAAUAUUGUAAACUUGCUGGGAGCCUGUACCAAGUCAGGCCCCAUUUACAUCAUCACCGAGUACUGCUUCUAUGGGGAUUUGGUCAACUAUUUGCAUAAGAAUAGGGACAGCUUCCUGAGCCGCCACCCAGAGAAGCCAAAGAAAGAGCUGGACAUCUUUGGAUUGAACCCUGCUGAUGAGAGCACACGGAGUUACGUUAUUUUAUCUUUUGAAAACAAUGGUGACUAUAUGGACAUGAAGCAAGCUGAUACCACACAGUAUGUCCCAAUGCUGGAAAGGAAAGAGGUUUCUAAAUAUUCGGACAUCCAGAGAUCACUGUAUGAUCGCCCAGCCUCGUAUAAGAAGAAAUCCAUGUUAGACUCAGAGAUCAAAAACCUCCUUUCGGAUGAUAACUCAGAAGGCCUUACUUUGUUGGAUUUGUUAAGCUUUACUUACCAAGUUGCCCGAGGCAUGGAGUUCUUGGCUUCAAAAAAUUGUGUCCACCGGGACCUGGCUGCUCGCAAUGUCCUCCUGGCACAAGGGAAAAUUGUGAAGAUCUGUGACUUUGGCCUGGCCAGAGACAUCAUGCACGACUCGAACUACGUGUCAAAAGGCAGUACUUUUCUCCCAGUGAAGUGGAUGGCUCCGGAGAGCAUCUUUGACAACCUGUACACUACACUGAGUGACGUCUGGUCUUACGGCAUUCUCCUCUGGGAGAUCUUUUCCCUCGGUGGCACCCCCUACCCCGGCAUGAUGGUGGAUUCUACCUUCUACAAUAAGAUCAAGAGUGGGUACCGGAUGGCCAAGCCUGACCAUGCUACCAGUGAAGUCUAUGAGAUCAUGGUGAAGUGCUGGAACAGUGAGCCAGAGAAGAGACCCUCCUUUUACCACCUGAGUGAGAUUGUGGAGAAUCUUCUGCCUGGACAAUACAAAAAGAGCUAUGAAAAGAUUCACCUGGACUUCCUGAAGAGCGACCACCCCGCCGUGGCACGCAUGCGCGUGGACUCGGACAACGCCUACAUUGGCGUCACCUACAAGAACGAGGAAGACAAGCUGAAGGAGUGGGAGGGCAGCCUGGACGAGCAGAGGCUGAGCGCGGACAGCGGCUACAUCAUCCCUCUGCCCGACAUAGACCCUGUACCGGAGGAAGAAGACCUGGGCAAGAGGAACAGACACAGCUCGCAGACCUCUGAAGAGAGUGCCAUCGAGACAGGUUCCAGCAGUUCUACAUUCAUCAAGAGAGAGGAUGAGACCAUUGAGGACAUCGACAUGAUGGAUGACAUUGGCAUAGACUCCUCAGACCUGGUAGAGGACAGCUUCCUGUAACUGGCAGAUUCAGGGGGUACCUUCUACUCUUGGAGCCACCUGGGAUCUCUUUUAAGAAAACCACUUUAUUGCAGUGCCAAGUUUGGGAGGAGAACCUGGAGGAUUGUAAAGAGAAGUUCUCAGCCAAGGGCCUCAGGGAGCCCUCUGACUAUGACUGACUGGAAUAUUUUGAAGUGAAUGUGCUCAGUGUUGCCUCUUACAGUGCUGCAGUAGCAUCUCAACGGUGUGUGAAGUUUGGAGGGAGAUGGACAACGAAAUAAUAGGCUACGGAAGGUGAACUUUGUGUUUCAAGGGCAUUGGUGAGUUUCCAACAUAGAUGAUUCUUAAUGCAAGAAAGCUCCAGCAUUGUAAUUAUGUAAAUAACUCUAGUCAAGGAUAUGUUUAGAUCUGUGUGAACUAUCUCCUCUGGACUUUGGAAGAGACCACUCAACCCAUCGUGUACUUCCCGCUUGAAACCAGGUAUCAGCUGCUGUUGAACUUUCCUAUGAAGUACAUGCAAAACCACUUUUGAACCUUAAAAGGUACUGGUACUAUAGCAUUUUACUUUUUUUAUUUUUAGUGUUAAAGAGAAAGAAGAUAAUAAUUAACCAAUCUUGUUUAAUAGAUCUGGGUCACUUAGAAGCCUAGCCACUCAUUUUCAUAUUGUAACCUAUGUUUAUAAUACUACUACUGUUUGUCAUAAAGCUCAGUGUGUAAUAUGUAACACAUUUUCCCUACAGAGAAAGCACAAUUUUUAAAAAGUCCUUACUAAGUAGGUGACAAGUUUGACAGUUUUUGACAUUUAUAUCAAAUAACAUAUGAUUCCCUAUAAAAUAUGGUCAUAGCUUUAGUAGAUUAAAUUUAGUUGAAUAUAGAGAACAAAGUAAAAGUAGUGUCUUCCAGGAAGUCAGUGUAUUUAACUGUGUACUAAAUAGGAUCCUUAAUCUGUUGUACUAAAAACAAUUAGCUGCCCUCUGAAGUAAUGGGAUUCAAAACAAAACACCUAAAUCCUAAAUGUUCUCAAUAUAAAAGCAUAAGCCUAUACCUAGCACGACUUCUCAUGUUAUUAACCAGUGGGUAGUAUAAUCUUCAUCAAAGAUGAAGAGUUUGCAGAGUUUUUAAAAUUGUUUUUCAUGCCUGGUGAUUACUUUGGUGGAUUUCAACAUAUACAUUUUUAAAAUUCUACAAACCCUAAAAGAAUCAUAAGGAUGCCCUGUACAUCAGGCCCCCCUGCUUCGUCUCUUACCACAAGGACAAAUAGUAUGAAACUGAAAACAUAAAGGCAUUGUUUAGUGAAAGCUGUGUGUGCGUUAGCCUGGACCCAUGGAUUACAAAUGUAAUUGGUAACCAGGAUCCACAUUGUAGGUCUUCACCCCAGAGUUUCUGAAUUAAGUCCGGGGUGGGUUGAGGGGAGGAGUAGGAACCUGUAUUUUUAUAAACUCCCUGACUGUUCUGAUCAGCCAAGUCUGUGAAACACCAACUUAGUUUACAGGAAGUUGCCACAGGGAAAAAUAACUUGAAAUUUGGAAGCUGGGCUACAAGUCAAUCACGCAGGAAGCCAUUAUUUAAAUCCUUGGGUCUGUGACAUUGAAUGAUAUAUAUUCAGUUAUUGCUACCCUUAAUUUAAAUUUCUGGUCUUAGCUGAGGCUGAGAAAACUGAAUCUUGGUUUGGCAGGUCUUCCAAAAGUGAAGACACUGGCUCUCCCUGCAUGGGGGAACUGAGCUGGCCACUAUCCCCAUCCCCAAAAGGGAACUGAACCCCCCCUCUCCCUCCCCCAAAAGGCAUGUACAAAAAUGACGCAAUUCAGUGUGCCAAGUCGCUGUAUAACCAGGUCAAUAUUUUGGAGAAAAAACUUAAAAAAACUUUUACUGACAUUUUAGGAUUAGAUGGCAGGACAGAUUGUCAUAUCUGUUCAAACUGUCAAACUGAUUGGUGUGGGUUCCUUGGCAUUCUUUGCAAUACCCUUAAAUGCUACCAGGCUAUGCAUGAAACAUGGGCUAUGAUGACUGCAAUCACUGUGUGCUCCUGCCAGGUGAUGCUGUGGCAGAUGCAGGAGCAAUAACAAGGUACUUGACUACCUACUGGAAUAAUCUCAGUGCAGGCCCCAACUUCCUUAGCCAUCCUUUGCACCUUAAGUGUGAAGACUGAGCCAGAUUGGCCAAUUAGAAAAGAAAACCUGAUUAACUUCUGUAGAGCCAAUUAGACUUGAAAUACAUUUGUGUUUCUAGAAUCACAGCUCAAGCAUUCUGUUUAUCGCUCACUCUCCCUUGUACAGCCUUUUCUUGUCAGCGCUUUGCAUUUUGGUCUUCCUUUGAGUCUUGCAUGACAUCAUGAGGCUGGAUGAAAAUUCUCGGACAAGCAGGUUCCAUUCGUAACAAAUGUUCCCACCUGAGUUCGUGUGUGGCUGCAUUUUUCUUUUUUCUUAAACAGUGUAUCAGAUUUGUUUCCUUUUUGGCCUCCUGCAGAGUUCCCAAAUGAAAAUUUGCCAAUCUUUCCUGCUUUCUAUUUUUAUGAAGACAAUCAAGGCUGGCCAGAGAAACACAAUUUGUGAUUUUUUAAAAUGAUCAAUGGUAUCCUUAAAAUGUGGUCUGCCAAUCUGUACAAAUGGUCCUAUUUUUGUGAAGAGGGACAUAAGAUAAAAUGAUGUUAUACAUCAAUAUGUAUAUAUGUAUUUCUAUGUAGACUUGGAGAAACAGCCAAAACGUAUAUGACAAGCUGUAUCACUGCCUUUGUUUAUAUUUUUUAACUGUGAUAUUCCCCACAGGCACAUUAACUGUUGCACUUUUGAAUGUCCAAAAUUUAUAUUUUAGAAAUAAUAAAGAGAAAAAUACAUAUGUAUUCCCAAAACAGUGGUGUGGUGAGUAUGUGAGAACUAACUCAAUAGGAAGGGUCUCCCGAAACAAAACGUAUUACAAAAUGCCCCUAUUCAUGUUUUUGUUUUAAAACGUGUAAAUGAAGAUCUUUAUAUUUCAAUAAAUGAUAUAUAUAAUUUAAAGUUA
This is a messenger RNA of Manis javanica (Malayan pangolin), 6304 nucleotides long. NCBI's taxonomy places the organism in Eukaryota, Metazoa, Chordata, Mammalia, Pholidota, Manidae. The record is from RefSeq and is a predicted model, not a curated record.